AUGAAAUGUUUUAUACUGUAUAUAUCAGUGCUUACUGAUAAUCUGACAGCCUAACUCAUAUAUUUUAUGUCUAAUGAAACAAACCCACUGGUGCUUUCAGAGAGCCUGGAUCGGGCUGUAUGAUGACAUCGUUGGCUGGCAGUGGUCAACGUCAGAAACCAGUGAGUUCAGAAACUGGUCACCUGGACAACCAGAUAACAAAUGGGUUAUAGAAUACUGCGUAUUUAUGCUUGAUGGACCGUGGUUUUAUGACCCUUGUACGAAUGUGUUCAGAUUCGUCUGCUCUAAUAACACAGGGUCGACUAGGACAUUUGUCUUCAUUGACAUUAUAGCGUCAUGGGCGAACGCCCGGAGCUACUGCAGACUUCAUUACACAGACCUGGCCAGUGUGAGGAACAUGACAGAGAACCAGGAGAUAGAUGACCUGGUACCUCCAGGGAUAAGGGUGUGGAUCGGCCUUUUCACAGAGUCCUGGAAGUGGAUGGAUGGAAGUAACUCCUCAUUUACAUAUUGGCAAACAAAUGAACCCAAUGGACCAGAGCCUUGCGUGGCAGCAAACUUUUUACUAAAUGCAAAAUGGGAGGACUGGGCCUGUGGCUCACAGAAGGAGUUUGUUUGCAAUGUUGCACCUGUUUACAAGGAAGUGGUGAAAGUGAACCUGAUAAACUCCGGUCUGGAUCUGACCCACCCUGAUGUGAUGGAAGCCACGCUGAACCAGAUCCAACAGAAGCUGAAGGAGCAGGGAGUACAGGGAGACGUCAAACUGAGCUGGAGGAAGCAGUCAGAUGGAUCGGUCUUCCACAAGGACGAGGAAACGAAGAAGAAGAGCAUCGUGUGAAAAUAGUUCAAGAAAUGUUGCUUUCGCCUUUGACCUUUCAAGUGCUAUUGUGCCAUAUUAUCAUAUUAUUCUAUGCUUUGUGUGAAUAUCAUCAUCCAAACAAAACAAAAAUCUAAUUAUGAUGUCUUUGCAUAGUUUUACAUAGUUUUAUUCUUACCUGUUAACAUUUAAAACACAAGACGUUUGCUGGGUAUUUGGUGACAGUUCACUGUAAUUUUAAUACAUGCGGUUUUUCGCUGUUGCACUUGUUAGACUAUAAUAUUAUUUUAUGCCAUGUUA
This is a messenger RNA of Maylandia zebra (zebra mbuna), 1117 nucleotides long. The record is from RefSeq and is a predicted model, not a curated record. NCBI's taxonomy places the organism in Eukaryota, Metazoa, Chordata, Actinopteri, Cichliformes, Cichlidae.